UUUUUAAGGUGGGCUUGUAUUCUCGGACAAAUAUAUACAAAUUGCUACUUAUCUUCCGAGUACCGCCUUAUACGGGUUCGGAGAAAAUGUCCACGAGAAUCUGAAGCACGAUUUCUCAAAGUACACUACCUGGGGUAUGCUUGCAAGAGACGAACCUCCAAAUUCAAAGGGCCAUGACAGAAAAAAUCUUUAUGGUGUUCAUCCAUUUUACAUUUGCCUGGAGAGUGAUGGGAAUGCGCAUGGGAUGCUGGUCUGGAACAGUAAUGCUCAGGAAGUGACAACGGGACCAAACCCUCAUUUAGUCUAUCGCACAAUCGGUGGCUUGCUAGACAUGUACUUUUUCCCAGGACCAACACCGGAAGAUGUCAUCAAACAGUACUUGGCUUUUAUUGGACGGCCAAUGCUACCAGCCUAUUUUGCGCUUGGUUUUCAGCUCUCUCGUUACGGCUACAAAGAUCUGGAUGAAAUGAAGGAUGCAGUAGAACGAGUUCAAAAUUACAACAUUCCGUUGGACAUUCCGUAUGCUGAUAUUGAUUACAUGAAUCGUUAUAAAGAUUUUACUACCGGGGAAGACUGGUCAGACUUUGGCAAUUAUGCUAAAAAGCUCCACGAUGAAGGCCUUCAUCUUUUCCUCAUUUUUGACCCUGCUAUUCAGGUCAAUUAUUCACCAUACCAAAGGGCUGUUGAAAUGGGAGCAAAAUUUUUGGAGUGGGAGCGAUUCGACCAAGUACCAGGUGAUAUCAAUGGCCUUUAUGAGCUCACCAAGAAUACCAAAGUGCCUUUUGAUGGGAUUUGGAUCGAUAUGAACGAACCCUCAAGCUUUGGUACUAACCAGGAGCACCCCUGGUAUUUUGAUGAUAGCGACCAUCCUAAUACAAAACCGCUUUUUUGUUUUUUGACCGGUAAAGAUUCUGCAUACGACGUUCCUCCCUUCCAGACUCAAGCCGUUUAUCUUUUUGGCGAAAACUCAUACCUUUCGACCAACACUUUGUGCAUGUCAGCAUUGACCGCUGGAGGUGAGCAUCGCUUCUAUAACACCAAAAAUCUAUACGGUCUUUCUGAAACGAUUGCAACGCAGUCUGCUCUUUACGUGUCUACUGGUAAAAGGGGUGCUAUCAUUUCCAGGUCAGAAGAAUCUCAGCCAGGCUAUAAUAUUCUCAUAGUAAAAGUUGAAAGUUCGAAUUUUGCUGAGUCAACAUUUCCAUCGACUGGCCAUUAUGCUGGUCACUGGUUAGGAGAUAACACUGCUAGGUGGGAAGAUUUGCAAACUUCCGUAAUUGGAGCUCAGGAGUUCAACAUUUUUGGAAUACCUUAUGUUGGUUCUGACAUAUGUGGUUUCAUUGGUAAUACGACAGAAGAACUUUGUUUGCGUUGGCAGCAAAUGGGGGCCUUCCAUUCGUUUUCAAGGAACCAUAAUGCAAAAGGCGCUGCUGCACAGGAUCCCGGAAUGUGGGAAAGUGUCGCCGCUGCAUCUCGCACCGCUCUUCUGUUCAGAUACAAAUAUCUUCCGUAUUUGUACAGCUUGCAUUUCGAAGCUUCUCGACUUGGUGGCACUGUAAUCAGACCAUUAUUCUUUGAGUUUCCUAGAGACCCGGGGACGUUUGAUCUUGGACACCAGUUUAUGUGGGGUUCUGGAAUGAUGAUUAUUCCAGUCCUUGAAAAGGGUGUUUCGAUUGUGACCGGCUAUUUGCCAGAAGCUCAGUGGUAUUCAAUGCGAGAAGAAGAAUUUGGUGCUAUCUACAGGCCUGGUAAUAAUCGUUUUAGCGCAAAAACAACAGAACUGAUACCUGUUCUUGCAAGAGGUGGUGUUAUUAUUCCUCGUCAGCAGCCAAAUACAACAACAACGGCUUCUCGCAAGAAUCCGUUUGAGUUGCUUAUUGCAGUGGAUUACGAUUUGAAAACUGGCGCUCCGAAGAAGUCGACUGGGAAACUUUACUUUGAUGAUGGUGAAUCUAUUGUGAAUAACUUUGACAGUUACAAUUACUAUCUAUGGGAGUUUCUGUUUUCGGUUACUUCGACAGAAGCGACUUUAACAAUUACUCCAGCUAGGACAGGAAGUGACUUGUGGGUGCCGUAUUUGGAGACUGUUGAGUUGGUUGGUUACAAAUACACAAUGAGUGGAAGUUCCGUAAAAAUCAAUGGUAAGGACAUAGCAGUGACUGCUGUAAGUGGUGCGAAUAAUGUUUUAAAAUUCACUGCAUCCAAGAUGGUGAACUUGGGCACAGGUAAAGCGGUAACCGUUUCCUGGAGUCAUAUCGCCAAAUGA
Messenger RNA from Enterobius vermicularis (human pinworm), 2266 nucleotides. The record is from the annotation of a GenBank genome assembly. NCBI's taxonomy places the organism in Eukaryota, Metazoa, Nematoda, Chromadorea, Rhabditida, Oxyuridae.